Molecule: messenger RNA, 2883 nt
Organism: Uranotaenia lowii
Lineage: Eukaryota; Metazoa; Arthropoda; Insecta; Diptera; Culicidae
Exons: 5
Coding region: 25-2883 (952 amino acids)
Biological process (GO): DNA integration
Molecular function (GO): zinc ion binding; nucleic acid binding
Source: RefSeq, a predicted model, not a curated record
UUCGUACGAGUGAAGUGAAGAAAAAUGCAUAAAGUGACGCUCAAUCCCGACAAUGGCGCGUCGGCUCCCGAAGCCGGGAAAUCUUCUAGUGCUUCAGGGAAGAAACCAGCGGAAAAGUCAAUGAGUGCUUCCGCGAAGAAACCAGCGGGAAAAUCAAGUGAUUCUAGCAGUAAACCAGCGGAUAAAUCAUCAGGUGCUUCCAGCGGGAAACCAGCGGACAAAUCAUCCGGUGCUGCCGACAAGAACUCAGCGGAAAGAAAAUCAAAAUCGAAGAAACCGGAUAAAGUGGACACAUUGACCAAACAAUUGAGCGAAGAGCGAUCAAAAACUGCUCAAUUGGAGAGGGAUUUGAAAAAGGCAAUGGAAACAAUUACGUCAUUGCAAACUCGUUUAUUCAGGCCGCAAACUGAAAGUUCUCUUGGAAACGUCGAAUCUAGUUCGGAUUGUGACAUAAUUAAUUUACAGGCGAGACAACAACUUGACAAUACUUCCAGUUCACAAUCCAUUAGAGCAAAUAUAGAAGAAACUCGGCUAUUCGCAGCAAUGAAUCAAAUCUCAGUAUCUUCAAUCAAUAUUCCCGAAUGUCGACCAGCAAACGUUGGUGACGAGAUAGACCGUCACGUUUUCGAAGACUGGAGCGAGCUACUUGAAGGUUCCUUAAAAUUGGCGGGUAUAGUAGACGAGGAUAUUCGCUUUACCAUUUUUAAGCUCAAGGCCGGAAAACAACUGCUGGAGAUAUUUCGAAAUACAAGAAGUACACUCGAAACACCUGACGCAAAAGUUAACCCAUACUUGAAUGCGAUGGUUCGUUUGCGAACAUAUUUCAGUUCUAGCUCUGAUGUUAUGUUACAAAGAAGGAAAUUGGCACUAAUGACCCAAAAACCAGAUGAAUCCGAUCUAGGCUUCAUCAACCGAGUUGGCGCUUUAGCACGCCUCUGUGACUUUGAACCCGAUAAGGAAUUCAAAGAAAUCGUCACAGUCGUAGCAGGCCAUGCGCGCAACCAAGAUGUUCGUAAAACGGCAUUGAAACUGCUGGGUCGAAGCAAAUGUUUCUCGGACUUAGUUGACAAGGUGCGUGAAAUCGAAACAAUCCAGAUCAACGAAGAAUAUUUCAGAUCGAGACAUGAACAAGAGGCAGUCACUCUGGCUCCGCUUGCAGCCACUGAUCCCAGAGAAGGCGGUUCACGUGUAUUUAGACAACAAGGACAAAUUGGUAAUCGAGUAAAUAACUAUCGUCGAGCUGGAAGCUUUAGAGGUACCUAUCGUGGUGCACUGAAAUCUCGUCCGGAACAACGUACAGAGGCACGUUGUUAUUGCUGUGAUAGUCCUUCCCAUAAAGCUUUUGAGUGUGAACACAGAAACAAGCAGUGUAAAAUAUGCUCUCGCUGGGGUCAUAUUGACAAGGCUUGCCGCUCGAGAAAUUUUAUGAAUCAAUGGCCACGACAAGAGCAUCGCAAACCGCUUAAGAGACAAUCCACUUUGGUCCCGGACUCAGGUGACACGAAGAAGAUUGCACUGGUUGAAAAGGAAGAAAACAGGUCCGAACUGGAUGAAGACAUGAUUACGGCUGAUCAAUUAUCAAUCUCAACGGUUGCUAUAGGGCAGAGAAUCGAAGACGGAUUUAUAGUAGCGGAGGUUGCUGGUUUAAAAUGUACUUUUAUGAUUGAUUCGGGCGCUCAAGGUCUAAAGAAGUUUGAAUGCCAUAAAAAUAACCUGCAUCAUGUGGGGUCGCUCAUUUCGAAAGACGAACGAAUUAUUUUACCAUCGGCCCUUCGGCAAAAAGCAUUGGCUUCAGCUCAUAGUGGUCACGUGGGUGAAGCCGCAAUGAAGCGCAUUCUGCGCGAGUAUUUCUGGUGGCCAGGAAUGGCCACAGAAGCCAUCAAAUAUGUCAAAAGCUGCAACACCUGUACCAUGCUUGCUAGAAAAAAUCCACCAAUUCCACUGUCGAAUAGAGAAAUGCCAAACGAGCCUUGGGAGAUACUUCAAAUUGACUUUCUGACACUCCCUGGAGUGGGUUCUGUUGCUGAAAUGAGAAAAACGGAAGCAGAAACGACAAACUUGGCUUUGAUGGAGAUCUUCAAGCUAUGGGGGCUACCGAAAAUAGUACAGAGCGAUAACGGUCCUCCUUUCCAGAGUUCACUAUUUUGUAAAUUUUGGGAAGAAAAAGGCGUUAGAAUAAGGAAAUCGAUACCACUUAGUCCGCAGUCUAAUGGAGCGGUGGAGCGCCAAAAUCAAGGCCUGAUAAAAGCUGUUUCGGCCGCAAGAAUCGACGGUAGAAAUUGGAAGUCAGCCCUAAACGAAUAUGUUCAUAGGCACAACACCGUUGUCCCACAUUCUAGACUUCUAGUAACGCCAUUUGAGUUGAUGGUUGGUAGAAAAUACCGAGGUGUGUUCCCAUGCUUGUGGAACGAGAGACAUAAUAAAGAAUUGGACAGGAUAGACAUUCGUGAAAGGGACGCAGAAACGAAACUUGUUAGUAAGCAAUACGCUGACUCAAUUCGAGGCGCCAAGGAAUCUCAAAUAACUGUAGGCGAUUUUGUUAAAUUAGCCGUUCAAAAAAAGACCAAAACAGAUCCAAAUUUCUCUGCAGAUCGCUACCAAGUUGCAGCGAGACAAGGCGCAAAAGUAGCGGUCAUGAACAAGAACGGAGUUUUGUAUUCACGAAACGUUCAGGAUGUUAAAAAGAUUGUUAGUGAUGACGAUAAAUCUGAAAGUGGAGAUCAUAUCUCAGAACCAACCCAUGUUGAAGCACCCGUAGAGGAACCUGUUCAAGGUGAUGAAGUGAAGAUGCCGAAUCCCAAUAAGUUCAAUUUACGAGAUCGCGAAAACCUUUCACGUCCAUCCAGAUUUAAAGAUACAUUCUUGUAUAGUGUUGACGAUUGA